Pogona vitticeps (central bearded dragon) is the source of this 675-nucleotide messenger RNA. RefSeq names its product taste receptor type 2 member 7-like. Gene Ontology annotation, cellular component: membrane. The record is from RefSeq and is a predicted model, not a curated record. NCBI's taxonomy places the organism in Eukaryota, Metazoa, Chordata, Lepidosauria, Squamata, Agamidae. Gene Ontology annotation, molecular function: bitter taste receptor activity; G protein-coupled receptor activity. Gene Ontology annotation, biological process: detection of chemical stimulus involved in sensory perception of bitter taste; sensory perception of taste; G protein-coupled receptor signaling pathway.
AUGUUCCUUGUCUGGUUCUUUUUUGAGAUAGUCAGCCUUUGGUGCAACACAUGGCUGAGUGUUUUCUACUGCCUGAAGGUCACCAACUUUCCCAAUGGUCUCUUCUUGUGGCUGAAGACAAGGAUCAAUGCACUCACUCUCAAACUGCUUGGCAUGUCCAUCGUUGUCUCCUUGAUCUUCUCUGUUCCUUCAACCAUCAGUUACUAUGAUCAGAAGAAGUGGUGCAACAUGACAGGAAUGCAGCCACUGAAUGCCAGCCAAAGCAAGGUUUGCAAAGAUAGAACCAUUGUUUUUCUUCCUCCUGAGUUAAUUGUUUUCUCUAUAAAUUUCAUCAUGAACAUAACAGCAUCCAUUCUUCUACUCAUCUCUCUCUGGAGGCACACAAGAAAUCUGAGGAAUAGUGGCAUUGGGGUUAAGGACCUCAACACACGCAUCCAUGUCAAUGUGAUAAAGCCUUUGAUAUGCUAUGUCUUCUUCUACCUUAUAUAUUUUGCUGGCAUGAUAAUUUAUGCAGGUAGUAUAAUAAACUAUAGACCAAUUGCAGUAGAAAUUUCUAAUAUCCUGUUAUCUCUACUUCCUUUAUCACACUCCAUUAUUUUAAUACUGACCAAUCCAAAACUGAAAAACUGGUUUGCUUGCCUUCUGAAUUUCAAACGGAUUGCUUUACAAAGAUGA